Caenorhabditis sp. 36 PRJEB53466 is the source of this 2438-nucleotide messenger RNA. Lineage: Eukaryota; Metazoa; Nematoda; Chromadorea; Rhabditida; Rhabditidae. The record is from the annotation of a GenBank genome assembly.
AUGAACGAAGAUUCAAAGUGCACCAACUAUUCCACACGUUUUCACAGAUAAUCUGCCACUUUUCGUCUCUUUCAACAGCAAUCCGCGAGAGAAAGAGAAUCAAAAUAGAAAACAAAAACCCAUUAGUUGAGUGACGAAUGUUAUGAAUUUGAGGUGACUCAGAAGCAGCGAGAGAGUAAAACGGGCGGAGUUUACUCAGUUUCGGUAUAAAUAGCGGCGUGCAAGAGGUGUUCAGUCAGUCGUUUGUUCGUGUCUUCAACCGGAGACUCUGCGAUUCCACCGAUUUUCAAAAUGAAGUUUUAAAAUCGUUGGAUUCCACCGGGAAACCAAAUUUCCCCCCUAUUUUCUCUACUUUUCUCCAUUUAUUCUACUCAAUACCGAACUUUUUCAAAAAACAAGGUAAUAAGGAACUAAUGGAUUUGGAAAUGCGAUUUCUAAUGAAUAGGAAUACCAGACAAACAUUGAAAUUGUGUAUUUUCAGACCUCGACGACUUUUCCGUCUUCGACUGUCUCAUUUCUUUCAUAGCCAUGACUCUCGAUCAACUCACAUACAUAUAUAGAUUUUAGGUACGUUUUAACAUAAAUGCGUGAACAGAAUGUGUAUACAUUCAUGUUUUCAGCUACAAUGAGAUCUCACAAUUCGAUCUUCUCUUUGAAAAUGUCUUGAAUGCUCGAAAGCGUGCAUCUCUGUUCAAAUGGAGAACGGAGCAGAAGAAGAACAUAUUCGGAACCGACGGUGCGUCUUUUCCAUGCCAAACUUGUCUCCAUUUCUCAGUUUUUUCAGGAAUGCUAAUGGAUUGCAGCAAGGAUCUGGUUGUCGUGACUCGUCUCGACUUUUCAAGAUCAAAGUACAGUAUGAAGAAACAUAAUUGUAUGUUCGUCAAGGAUCAUGUGGCAGUGUAAUGAUCCACUCAACAACCAGUCUUACUCCAAAGUCAUUAUAACUCAAUUUGAAGUUAUUAUGUCUUUCCGCAACAAUGAGGACCAAGGACAUUUCUGACUUUUAAGUGCACUGUGCCCCUGUCAAUUACAUGUCAUUAAAAUCUAGUUCUUGAUAAUUACCCUGGGACCAAUAGAAGGGACUUGCAUCUUUCCCCAACAUCCUCAUCCAACUGCUACUGCGACUUCCCCAACCUAUCUUCCUCUCACUAUUUCCAUAUUACCUAAUAAAAGCAUUAUCUGAACCACCUGCUUUUAAACCGUGCGAAGGAUACCCUUUGAGAUCAACGGGGGUUACGGAACACGACAAUCCCUGGCUAAUGUCACAACUUGAUCGAUUUCCAGUGAUGUCACUCGCAAAGCCAAACACGGAGGAUGAUGAACACGAAGCAAUGUUGACGGUGUAAAUAUUUUGUUUUUAGUUGUGCGAACAAUAAAGUUGUGCGAUUUUCUCUGUAAGACAACCGGCGGUUUGACAAGGAUCCACAUUUCUGAAAGAUCUGAAAAUAGUCUGAAAACGUGCUGUGUUUUCCAGUUUUCUACGGGCUCAAUUGCAGACGGAGAGUCACAAGUUUUGAGGACUCUGUCUUGUGACGGAGAAAACUUCCAUACUGUUUGUACAAUCAAAGAAUCGAAGUAUCCGUGCAGCCCCCUUUUGUCAACUAAGUGCCUCUUUAAAAGUGGUAUAUAGGCCCACAAACUGUUUCAAUCGAUACCAAUGGCCGCCAAAAGAUGGUGCACGCAGAGAAAGAGAGAACAGUGACAUUGGGUAUAGAUAACGGCCGCCGCGGGGUGUCUGGUCAUUCAUUCGCUUGUGUCUCCACCCGGAGACACCACCAUUCCCCCCUAUUUUCUUUACUUUUUCCAAUUAUUCUACUCAAUACUGAACUUUUUGAAAAAUGUAGUAAGAGAGAAAAGUUCAUUAUGAUAUCGUCAAGAGGAUAGUGAUGAACAAAGUGAAACGGCGUCCAAGUUGGAUUUACAUCAAGUAAGACAUAGGCUUCUGACUGCAUCAUCAAUCGUUCGCAAACAUUUUCAGGCGAACCAAAACGUACCGAUCCAAUUACCCAAAUUACAAAGUGUUAUUUCAGAUCAUGAGCAAGCGUCCGGCAGCAAUUGACGACAUUACCACCGAGGCUAAGAAAGGCGCCAUUCUAUGGACAACUAAGGAGUUGACGGAUCGGGCGGCACGACAGCUUAGAAUGGAGCAGAACCAGAAGGAACCGGUGUGCCGCUUCUGCAAUGGAGCCCACCAAACUUGGAACUGCUCCACAUACUCAUCCAAAAAGAAGUUCGAUCUAGCACGGUCGAAAAAUCUCUGCCCAGCAUGCCUCCGAAAGAAGAACCAUCACCUGUCUCAAUGCCGUCGGCUCAAACAGGCGGCAGAUCUAUGCAGCAAAAGAGCAUGCACCGACAUACACCUCAAGUCGAUCUGCCCAAACACACCGACGACCCAAGAAGAAGACCUACUCGAAGAGAAAGACUCGGAGGGCAAAUAA